AUGAGCGAUCGCAGCCACUAUUUUCUAAACCUGUCGGUUUUCUUAGUUUCCAUUGUUCUUUUUACAAGAGGUUAAAACCUCUUCUUUUUUUAAAUUUAACAGCACUUUAUUACACAUUAACAUACAAAACAAAGGGAAAAAAAAAUCACGAAAAAAGCAAAGGAAACUGCAAAAAAACAGCAUUAGAAGAUUAUUAUUGCAAAAAUUAUCAUUACGCUUAUAUAUAAAAGGAACAAAACAAAGAUAGACAAAGAAAAAAGCAAAAGGGCUUAACAGAGACAGAAUUUAAUAUGUCUACAUUAUUAUUUUUACUGAUCAGGUCUUUAUAGAUCCUACGUUCUUUGGCAUAUUCGUUCGCGGUCCUUUGCAGUCGAUUGUGGUUAAUGUUUGUUCUUAACAAAGGCAGCAUUCGUUGUAAGAAGAAACCAUGCAAAUCUAUAAAACGGAGAUAAGGGGCAUAUGGGAGGGCGGUGCAAAAAGAAAGUUAACGUGUUUAGAAGGCGUUUAAAAAAGCCCAUUUUUUAGGUAGGGACUGAUGAGCAGUUUGUGCACGUGUAUUAAAACCUCUUGUAAGCGACCACUUGACGCAUGAUGUGGUCUCCGUUCGACAACAGUGACAACAGUGACAGCAGGGACAACAGUAACAACAGUGACAGCAGUGACAACAGUGACAACAGUGACAGCAGUGACAACUGUGACAGCAGUGACAGCAGUGACAACAGUCACAGCAGUGACAACAGUGACAGCAGUGACAGCAGUGACAGCAGUGCCAACAGUGACAACAGUGACAGCAUUGACAACAGUGACAGCAGUGACAACAGCGACAGCAGUCACAACAGUGACAACAGUGACAGCAGUGACAACAGUGACAACACUGACAGCAGUGACAACAGUGACAGCAGUGACAAGAGUGACAGCAGUGACAACAGUGACAGCAGCGACAACAGUGACAUCACUGACAGCAGUGACAACAGUGACAGCAGUGACAACAGUGACAGCAGUGACAACAGUGACAGCAGUAACAGCAGUGACAACAGUGACAGCAGUGACAACAGUGACAACAGUAACAGCAGUGACAGCAGUGACAACAGUGACCACAGUGACAGCAGUGACAGCAGUGACAGCAGUGACAACAGUGACAGCAGUGACAACAGUGACACAAGUGACAGCAGUGACAACAGUGACAGCAAUGCCACAGCGACAGCAGUGACAACAGUGACAACAGUGACAGCAGUGACAACAGUGACAGCAGUGACAACGGUGACAGCAGUGACAACAGUGAUAGCAGUGACAACACUGACAGCAGUGACAAAAGUGACAGCAAAGACAACAGUGACAACAGUGACAGCAAAGACAACAGUGACAACAGUGAAAGCAGUGACUACACUAAAAGCAGCGGCAGCAGUGACAACAGUGACAGCAGUGAGAGCAGUGACAACAGUAAAAGCAGUGACAAAAGUGACAGCAGUAACAGCAGUGACAACAGUGACAGCAGUGACAACAGUGACAGCAGCGACAGCAGUGACAACAGUGACAGCAGUGACAACAGUGACAGCAGUGACAACACUGACAACGGUGACAGCAGUGACAACAAUGACAGCAGUGACAGCAGUGACAACAGUGACAGCAGUGACAACUGUGACAGCAGUGACAACAGUGACAGCAGUGACAGCAGUGACAAAAGUGACAGCAAAGACAACAGUGACAACAGUGACAGCAAUGACAACACUAAAAGCAGCGGAAGCAAUGACAACAGUGACAGCAGUGACAACAGUGACAGCAGUAACAGCAGUGACAGCAGUGACAGCAAUGACAACAGUGACAGCAGUGACAACAGUGACAGCAGUGACAGCAGUGACAACAGUGACAGCAGUGACAGCAGUGACAACAGUGACAGCAGUGACAACAGUGACAACAGUGACAGCAGUGACAGCAGUGACAACAGUGACAGCAGUGACAGCAGUGACAAGUGACAGCAGUGACAAAAGUGACAGCAAAGACAACAGUGACAACAGUGACAGCAGUGACAACACUAAAAGCAGCGGCAGCAAUGACAACAGUGACAGCAGUGACAACAGUGACAGCAGUAACAGCAGUGACAACCGUGACAGCAGUGACAACAGUGAUAGCAGUGACAGCAGAGACAAAAGUGACAGCAAAGACAACAGUGACAACAGUGACAGCAGUGACAACAGUGACAACAGUGACAGCAGUGACAACAGUGACAGCAGUGACAGCAGUGACAACAGUGACAGCAGUGACAACAGUGACAACAGUGACAGCAGUGACAACAGUGAUAGCAGUGACAGCAGAGACAGCAGUGACAGCAGAGACAGCAGUGACAACAGUGACAGCAGUGACGACAGUAACAGCAGUGACAACAGUGACAGCAGUGACAGCACUGACAACAGUGACAACAGUGAAAGCAGUGACGACAGUGACGGCAGUGACAACAGUGACAGCAGUGACAACAGUGACAGCAGUGACAACAGUGACAGCAGUGACAGCAGUGACAACAGUGACAACAGUGACAGCAGUGACAGCAGUGACAACAGUGACAGCAGUGACAGCAGUGACAACAGUGACAGCAGUGACAGCAGUGACAACAGUGACAAGAGCGACAGCAGUGACAACAGUGACAACAGUGACAGUGACAGCAGUGACAACAGUGACAGCAGUGAAAGCAAAGACAACAGUGACAGCAGGGAAAGCAAAGACAACAGUGACAGCAGUGACAACAGUGACAGCAGUGACAACAGUGACAACAGUGAUAGCAGUGACAACUGUGAAAGCAGUGACAACAGUCACAGCAGUGAAAGCAGUGACAGCAGUGACAACAGUGACAACAGUAAGAGCAGUGCCAACAGUGACAGCAGUGACAACAGUGACAGCAGUGAAAGCAGUGACAGCCUUGACAACGGUGACAACAGUGACAGCUGUGACAGCAAUGACAACAACGCCAACAGUGACAGCAGUGAAAACAUUGACAGCAGUGACAGCAGUCACAACAGUGACAGCAGUGACAACAGUGAAAACAACAGUGACAACAGUGACAGCAGUGACAACAGUGACAACAGUGACAGCAGUGACAACAGUGACAGCGGUGAGAACAGUGAGAGCACUGCCAAGAGUGACAACAGUGACAGCAGUGACAACAGUGACAGCAGUGACAACAGUGACAGCAGUGACAACAGUGACAACAGUGACAGCAGUGACAACAGUGACAGCAGUGACAGCAGUGACAACAGUGACAGCAGUGACAACAGUGACAACAGUGACAGCAGUGACAGCAGUGACAACAGUGACAGCAGUGACAACAGUGACAACAGUGACAACAGUGACAGCAGUGACAACAGUGACAACAGUGACAGCAGUGACAACAGUGACAGCAGUGACAGCAGUGACAGCAGUGACAACAGUGACAACAGUGACAGCAGUGACAACAGUGACAGCAGUGACAACAGUGACAGCAGUGACAACAGUGACAGCAGUGACAACAGUGACAGCAGUGACAACAGUGACAACAGUGACAACAGUGACAACAGUGACAACAGUGACAACAGUGACAGCAGUGACAACAGGGAAAGCAGUGACAACAGUGACAGCAGUGACAGUGAAAGAGUGACAACAGUGACAACAGUGACAGCAGUGACAACAGUGACAACAGUGACAGCAGUGACAACAGUGACAACAGUGAGAGCAGUGACAACAGUGACAACAGUGACAGCAGUGACGACAGUGACAGCAGUGACAGCAGUGACAACAGUGACAGCAGUGACAACAGUGACAGCAGUGACAACAGUGACAACAGUGACAACAGUGACAACAGUGACAGCAGUGACAACAGUGACAACAGUGACAACAGUGACAACAGUGACAACAGUGACAACAGUGACAACAGUGACAACAGUGACAACAGUGACAACAGUGACAACAGUGACAACAGUGACAACAGUGACAACAGUGACAGCAGUGACAACAGUGACAGUGACAACAGUGACAACAGUGACAACAACGACAACAGUAACAACAGUGACAACAGUGACAGCAGUGACAACAGUGACAGCAGUGACAACAGUGACAGCAGUGACAACAGUGACAACAGUGACAACAGUGACAGCAGUGACAGCAAAGACAACAGUGACAACAGUGACAGCAGUGACAACGGUGACAACAGUGACAGCAGUGACAACAGGGAAAACAGUGACAACACUGAAAGCAGUGACAGCAGGGAAAGCAGUGACAACAGUGACAGCAGUGACAGCAGUGACAACAGUGACAACAGUGACAGCAGUGACAACAGUGACAACAGUGACAGCAGUGACAACUGUGACAGCAGUGACAACAGUGACAGCAGUGACAACAGUGACAGCAGUGACAACAGUGACAGCAGUGACAACAGUGACAGCAGUGACAGCAGUGACAACAGUGACAGCAGUGACAACAGUGACAGCAGUGACAACAGUGACAGCAGUGACAACAGUGACAACAGUGACAGCAGUGACAACAGUGACAGCAGUGACAACAGUGACAACAGUAACAAGCAGUGACAAAAGUGACAACAGUGACAGCAGUGACAGCAGUGACAGCAGUGACAGCAGUGACAACAGUGACAGACAACAGUGACAGCAGUGACAACAGUGACAGCAGUGACAACAGUGACAACAGUGACAACAGUGACAACAGUGACAACAGUGACAGCAGUGACAGCAGUGACAACAGUGACAGCAGUGACAGCAGUGACAACAGUGACAACAGUGACAGCAGUGACAACAGUGACAACAGUGACAACAGUGACAGCAGUGACAGCAGUGACAACAGUGACAGCAGUGACAACAGUGACAACAGUGACAGCAGUGACAGCAGUGACAGCAGUGACAACAGUGACAGCAGUGACAACAGUGACAACAGUGACAGCAGUGACAACAGUGACAGCAGUGACAACAGUGACAGCAGUGACAGCAGUGACAACAGUGACAACAGUGACAGCAGUGACAGCAGUGACAACAGUGACAGCAGUGACAACAGUGACAGCAGUGACAGCAGUGACAACAGUGACAGCAGUGACAGCAGUGACAGCAGUGACAACAGUGACAGCAGUGACAGCAGUGACAACAGUGACAGCAGUGACAACAGUGACAACAGUGACAGCAGUGACAACAGUGACAACAGUGACAGCAGUGACAGCAGUGACAACAGUGACAGCAGUGACAACAGUGACAGCAGUGACAGCAGUGACAGCAGUGACAGACAACAGUGACAGCAGUGACAACAGUGACAGCAGUGACAGCAGUGACAACAGUGACAAGCAGUGACAACAGUGACAGCAGUGACAGCAGUGACAACAGUGACAACAGUGACAGCAGUGACAACAGUGACAGCAGUGACAGCAGUGACAACAGUGACAGCAGUGACAACAGUGACAACAGUGACAGCAGUGACAACAGUGACAGCAGUGACAACAGUGACAACAGUGACAGCAGUGACAACAGUGACAGCAGUGACAACAGUGACAACAGUGACAACAGUGACAGCAGUGACAACAGUGACAGCAGUGACAACAGUGACAGCAGUGACAACAGUGACAGCAGUGACAGCAGUGACAACAGUGACAGCAGUGACAGCAGUGACAGCAGUGACAACAGUGACAGCAGUGACAGCAGUGACAACAGUGACAGCAGUGACAACAGUGACAGCAGUGACAACAGUGACAGCAGUGACAACAGUGACAGCAGUGACAGCAGAGACAACAGUGACAGCAGUGACAACAGUGAAAACAGUGACAACAGUGACAACAGUGACAACAGUGACAACAGGGACAGCAGUGACAACAGUGACAGCAGUGACAACAGUGACAGCAGUGACAGCAGUGACAACAGUGACAACAGUGACAACAGUGACAGCAGUGACAGCAGUGACAACAGUGACAGCAGUGACAGCAGUGACAACAGUGACAACAGUGACAGCAGUGACAACAGUGACAGCAGUGACAACAGUGACAACAGUGACAGCAGUGACAACAGUGACAGCAGUGACAGCAGUGACAACAGUGACAGCAGUGACAGCAGUGACAACAGUGACAGCAGUGACAGCAGUGACAACAGUGACAGCAGUGACAGCAGUGACAACAGUGACAGCAGUGACAGCAGUGACAACAGUGACAGCAGUGACAACAGUGACAACAGUGACAGCAGUGACAGCAGUGACAACAGUGACAGCAGUGGCAGCAAAGAAAACAGUGACAAGAGUGACAGCAGUAAAGGCAGUGACAAAAGUGACAACACUGAAAGAAGUGACAGCAGUGACAGCAGUGACAACAGUAACAGCAGUGACAGCAGUGACAACACUGACAACAGUGACAACAGUGACAGCAGUGACAGCAGAGACAACAGUGACAACAGUGACAGUAGUGACAACAGUGACAACAGUGACAGCAGUGACAACAGUGACAACAGUGACAGCAGUGACAACAGUGACAGCAGUGACAGCAGUGACAACAGUGACAGCAGUGACAACAGUGACAGCAGUGACAACAGUGACAGCAGUGACAGCAGUGACAACAGUGACAACAGUGACAGCAGUGACAACAGUGACAGCAGUGACAACAGUGACAGCAGUGACAACAGUGACAGCAGUGACAACAGUGACAGCAGUGACAGCAGUGACAACAGUGACAACAGUGACAACAGUGACAGCAGUGACAACAGUGACAGCAGUGACAGCAGUGACAACAGUGACAACAGUGACAGCAGUGACAACAGUGACAACAGUGACAACAGUGACAGCAGUGACAACAGUGAAAGCAGUGACAGUGACAGCAGUGACAACAGUGAGAGCAGUGACAGCAGUGACAACAGAGAAAACAGUGACAGCAGUGACAACAGUGACAGUAGUGACAGCAGUGACAACAGUGACAACAGUGACAGCAGUGAAAGCAAAGACAACAGUGACAACAGUGACAGCAGUGACAGCAGUGACAACAGUGACAGCAGUGACAGCAGUGACAACAGUGACAGCAGUGACAGCAGUGACAGCAGUGACAACAGUGACAGCAGUGACAGCAGUGACAACAGUGACAGCAGUGACAACAGUGACAGCAGUAACAGCAGUGACAACAGUGACAACAGUGACAGCAAAGACAACAGUGACAACAGUGACAGCAGCGACAGCAGUGACAACAGUGACAGCAGUGACAGCAGUGACAACAGUGACAACGGUGACAGCAGUGACAACAGUGACAACAGUGACAGCAGUGACAACAGUGACAACAGUGACAACAGUGACAGCAGUGACAGCAGUGACAGCAGUGACAACAGUGACAACAGUGACAACCGUGACGGCAGUGACAACAGUGACAACAGUGAAAGCAAAGACAACAGUGACAACCGUGACAGCAGUGAGAACAGUGACAGCAGUGACAACAGUGACAGCAGUGACAACAGUGACAGCAGUGACAACAGCGAAAGCAGUGACAACAGUGACAGCAGUGACAGAAGUGACAGCAGUAACAACAGUGACAGCAGUGACAGCAGUGACAAGAGUGACAACAGUGACAGCAGUGACAACAGUGAAAACGGUGACAGCAGUGACAACACUAACAAAGGUGACAACAGUGACAGCAGUGACAACAGUGACAGCAGUGGCAGCAAAGAAAACAGUGACAGCAUUAACAGCAGUGACAACAGUGACAACACUGAAAGCAGUGACAACAGUGACAGCAGUGACAGCAAUGACAACAGUGACAGCAGUGACAACAGUGACAACAGUGACAGCAGUGACAGCAGUGACAGUGACAACAGUGACAGCAGUGACAACAGUGACAACAGUGACAGCAGUGACAACAGUGACAGCAGUGACAACAGUGACAACAGUGACAGCAGUGACAACAGUGACAACAGUGACAGCAGUGACAACAGUGACAGCAGUGACAACAGUGACAGCAGUGACAGCAGUGACAACAGUGACAGCAGUGACAACAGUGACAGCAGUGACAACAGUGACAGCAGUGACAACAGUGACAACAGUGACAGCAGUGACAACAGUGACAGCAGUGACAGCAGUGACAACAGUGACAGCAGUGACAACAGUGACAGCAGUGACAGCAGUGACAACAGUGACAGCAGUGACAACAGUGACAACAGUGACAGCAGUGACAACAGUGACAACAGUGACAACAGUGACAACAGUGACAGCAGUGACAACAGUGACAGCAGUGACAGCAGUGACAGCAGUGACAGCAGUGACAACAGUGACAGCAGUGACAACAGUGACAGCAGUGACAACAGUGACAGCAGUGACAACAGUGACAACAGUGACAGCAGUGACAACAGUGACAGCAGUGACAACAGUGACAGCAGUGACAACAGUGACAGCAGUGACAACAGUGACAGCAGUGACAACAGUGACAACAGUGACAGCAGUGACAACAGUGACAACAGUGACAACAGUGACAGCAGUGACAGCAGUGACAACAGUGACAGCAGUGACAGCAGUGACAACAGUGACAACAGUGACAGCAGUGACAGCAGUGACAACAGUGACAACAGUGACAACAGUGACAACAGUGACAGCAGUGACAACAGUGACAACAGUGACAGCAGUGACAACAGUGACAGCAGUGACAGCAGUGACAGCAGUGACAACAGUGACAACAGUGACAGCAGUGACAGCAGUGACAACAGUGACAGCAGUGACAACAGUGACAACAGUGACAGCAGUGACAACAGUGACAGCAGUGACAGCAUGACAACAGUGAGAGCAGUGACAACAGUGACGGCAGUGACAACAGUGACAGCAGUGAAAGCAAAGACAACAGUGACAACAGUGACAGCAGUGACAGCAGUGACAACAGUGAACAGUGAGAGCAGUGACAACAGUGACAACAGUGACAGCAGUGACAACAGUGACAGCAGUGACAACAGGGACAACAGUGACAGCAGUGAGAACAGUGACAACAGUGACAAAUGGGACAACAGUGACCACAGGGACAAUAGUGAAAACAUUGACAGCAGUGACAGAAGUGACAGCAGUGACAACAGUGACAGCAGUGACAAUACUGACAACAGGUACAACAUGACAACAGUGACAACACUGACAACAGUGACAACAGUGACAGCAGUGACAACAGUGACAACAACGACAACAGUAACAACAGUGACAACAGUGACAGCAGCGACAACAGUGACAGCAGUGGCAGCAAAGAAAACAGUGACAGCAUUAACAGCAGUGACAACAGUGACAACACUGAAAGCAGUGACAACAGUGACAGCAGUGACAGCAAUGACAACAGUGACAGCAGCGACAACAGUGACAACAGUGACAGCAGUGACAGCAGUGACAACACUGACAACAGUGACAACGGUGACAGCAGAGACAACAGUGACAGCAGUGACAACAGUGACAACAGUGACAGCAGUGACAACAGUGACAGCAGUGACAGCAGUGACAACAGUGACAGCAGUGACAGCAGUGACAACAGUGACAACAGUGACAGCAGUGACAGCAGUGACAACAGUGACAACAGUGACAACAGUGACAACAGUGACAGCAGUGACAACAGUGACAGCAGUGACAGCAGUGACAACAGUGACAACAGUGACAACAGUGACAACAGUGACAGCAGUGACAACAGUGACAGCAGUGACAGCAGUGACAACAGUGACAACAGUGACAGCAGUGACAACAGUGACAACAGUGACAGCAGUGACAACAGUGACAACAGUGACAACAGUGACAACAGUGACAGCAGUGACAGCAGUGACAGCAGUGACAACAGUGACAACAGUGACAGCAGUGACAACAGUGACAGCAGUGACAACAGUGACAGCAGUGACAACAGUGACAACAGUGACAGCAGUGACAACAGUGACAACAGUGACAGCAGUGACAGCAGUGACAACAGUGACAGCAGUGACAGCAGUGACAGCAGUGACAACAGUGACAGCAGUGACAGCAGUGACAACAGUGACAGCAGUGACAACAGUGACAGCAGUGACAGCAGUGACAACAGUGACAGCAGUGACAGCAGUGACAACAGUGACAACAGUGACAACAGUGACAGCAGUGACAACAGUGACAACAGUGACAGCAGUGACAGCAGUGACAACAGUGACAACAGUGACAGCAGUGACAGCAGUGACAACAGUGACAGCAGUGACAACAGUGACAACAGUGACAGCAGUGACAACAGUGACAACAGUGACAACAGUGACAGCAGUGACAACAGUGACAACAGUGACAGCAGUGACAACAGUGACAGCAGUGACAACAGUGACAACAGUGACAGCAGUGACAACAGUGACAGCAGUGACAACAGUGACAGCAGUGACAACAGUGACAACAGUGACAGCAGUGACAACAGUGACAACAGUGACAGCAGUGACAACAGUGACAGCAGUGACAGCAGUGACAACAGUGAGUGACAACAGUGACAACAGUGACAGCAGUGACAACAGUGACAGCAGUGACAGCAGUGACAACAGUGACAGCAGUGACAGCAGUGAGUGACAACAGUGACAACAGUGACAGCAGUGACAACAGUGACAACAGUGACAACAGUGACAGCAGUGACAGCAGUGACAACAGUGACAACAGUGACAGCAGUGACAACAGUGACAACAGUGACAGCAGUGACAACAGUGACAACAGUGACAACAGUGACAGCAGUGACAACAGUGACAGUGACAGCAGUGACAACAGUGACAGCAGUGACAAAGUGACAACAGUGACAGUGACAGCAGUGACAACAGUGACAGCAGUGACAGCAGUGACAGCAGUGACAACAGUGACAACAACAAAGUGACAACAGUGACAGCAGUGACAACAGUGACAAGCAGUGACAGCAGUGACAACAGUGAAAGCAGUGACAACAGUGACAACAGUGACAGCAGUGACAACAGUGACAACAGUGACAGCAGUGACAGCAGUGACAACAGUGACAACAGUGACAGCAGUGACAACAGUGACAGCAGUGACAGCAGUGACAACAGUGACAACAGUGACAACAGUGACAGCAGUGACAGCAGUGACAACAGUGACAGCAGUGACAACAGUGACAGCAGUGACAGCAGUGACAACAGUGACAGCAGUGACAGCAGUGACAACAGUGACAGCAGUGACAACAGUGACAGCAGUGACAACAGUGACAACAGUGACAGCAGUGACAACAGUGACAGCAGUGACAACAGUGACAGCAGUGACAGCAGUGACAACAGUGACAGCAGUGACAACAGUGACAACAGUGACAGCAGUGACAGCAGUGACAACAGUGACAACAGUGACAGCAGUGACAGCAGUGACAACAGUGACAACAGUGACAGCAGUGACAGUGACAGUGACAGUGACAGCAGUGACAGCAGUGACAACAGUGACAGCAGUGACAACAGUGACAACAGUGACAGCAGUGACAACAGUGACAGCAGUGACAACAGUGACAGCAGUGACAGCAGUGACAACAGUGACAGCAGUGACAACAGUGACAACAGUGACAGCAGAGACAACAGUGACAGCAGUGACAGCAGUGACAACACUAAAAGCAGCGGCAGCAAUGACAACAGUGACAGCAGUGACAACAGUGACAGCAGUAACAGCAGUGACAACCGUGACAGCAGUGACAACAGUGACAGCAGUGACAGCAGUGACAACAGUGAUAGCAGUGACAGCAGUGACAAAAGUGACAGCAAAGACAACAGUGACAACAGUGACAGCAGUGACAACACUGACAGCAGUGACAACAGUGACAGCAGUGACAACAGUGACAGCAGUGACAACAGUGACAGCAGUGACAGCAGACAGUGACACAGUGACAGCAGUGACAGCAGUGACAACAGUGACAGCAGUGACAACAGUGACAACAGUGACAGCAGUGACAACAGUGACAGCAGUGACAACAGUGACAGCAGUGACAGUGACAGUGACAACAGUGACAACAGUGACAGCAGUGACAACAGUGACAGUGACAACAGUGACAGCAGUGACACAGUGAACAGUGACAACAGUGACAACAGUGACAACAGUGACAGCAGACAGUGACAAGCAGUGACAGCAGUGACAACAGUGACAACAGUGACAGCAGUGACAACAGUGACAGCAGUGACAACAGUGACAGCAGUGACAGCAGUGACAACAGUGACAGCAGUGACAGCAGUGACAAAAGUGACAAAAGUGAACAGUGACAACAGUGACAGCAGUGACAACAAUGACAGCAGUGACAGCAGUGACAACAGUGACAGCAGUAACAGCAGUGACAACCGUGACAGCAGUGACAGCAAAGACAACAGUGACAACAGUGACAGCAGCGACAGCAGUGACAACAGUAACAGCAGUGACAGCAGUGACAACACUGACAACGGUGACAGCAGUGACAACAAUGACAGCAGUGACAACAGUGACAACAGUGACAGCAGUGACAACAGUGACAACAGUGACAACAGUGACAGCAGUGACAACAGUGACAGCAGUGACAGCAGUGACAACAGUGACAGCAGUGACAACAGUGACAGCAGUGACAACAGUGACAGCAGUGACAACAGUGACAGCAGUGACAGCAGUGACAACAGUGACAACAGUGAAAGCAAAGACAACAGUGACAGCAGUGACAGCAGUGACAACAGUGACAGCAGUGACAACAGUGACAGCAGUGACAACAGUGACAGCAGUGACAACAGUGACAGCAAUGACAGCAAAGACAACAGUGACAACAGUGACAGUAGUGACACGGUGACAACAGUGACAACAGUGAAAACAGUGACAACAGUGACAACACUGAAAGCAGUGACAGCAGGGAAAGCAGUGACAACAGUGACAGCAGUGACAGCAGUGACAACCGUGACGGCAGUGACAACAGUGAAAGCAGUGACAGCAAAGACAACAGUGACAACAGUGACAGCAGUGAGAACAGUGACAGCAGUGACAACAGUGACAACAGUGACAACAGUGACAGCAGUGACAACAGUGACAGCAGUGACAACAGUGACAAGAGCGACAGCAGUGAAAACAGUGACAACAGUGACAAGAGCGACAGCAGUGACAACAGUGACAACAGUGACAGCAGUGACAACAGUGACAGCAGUGACAGCAGUGACAACAGUGACAGCAGUGACAACAGUGACAGCAGUGACAGCAGUGACAAAAGUGACAACAGUGAUAGCAGUGACAGCAGUGACAAAAGUGACAGCAAAGACAACAGUGACAACAGUGACAACACUAAAAGCAGCGGCAGCAAUGACAACAGUGACAGCAGUGACAACAAUGACAGCAGUGACAGCAGUGACAACAGUGACAACAGUGACAGCAGUGACAGCAGUGACAACAGUGACAGCAGUGACAGCAGUGACAAAAGUGACAGCAGUGACAAAGGUGACAACAGUGACAACAGUGACAGCAGUGACAACAGUGACAAGAGCGACAGCAGUGACAACAGUGACAACAGUGACAACAGUGACAGCAGUGACAACAGUGACAACAGUGACAACAGUGACAGCAGUGACAGCAGUGACAACAGUGACAACAGUGACAGCAGUGACAACAGUGACAACAGUGACAACAGUGACAGCAGUGACAGCAGUGAAAACAGUGACAACAGUGACAGCAGUGACAACAGUGACAACAGUGACAACAGUGACAGCAGUGACAACAGUGACAACAGUGAUAGCAAAGACAACAGAGACAAAAGUGACAGCAAAGACAACAGUGACAACAGUGACAGCAGUGACAACAGUGACAGCAGUGACAACAGUGACAACAAUGACAACAGUGACAAAUGUGACAACAGUGACAACAGUGACAGCAGUGACAACAGUGACAACAGUGACAGCAGUGACAACAGUGACAACAGUGACAAUAAAGACAACAGUGACAACAGUGACAACAGUGACAAGCAGUGACAACAGUGACAAACAGUGACAACAGUGACAACAGUGACAACACUGACAAGCAGUGACAGCAGUGACAACAGUGACAGUGACAACAGUGACAACAGUGACAACCAGACAACAGUGACAACAGUGACAACAGUGACAAAUAGUGACAGCAGUGACAGCAGUGACAACAGUGACAGCAGUGACAACAGUGACAACAGUGACAACAGUGACAGCAGUGACAACAACAGUGUGACAACAGUGACAGCAGUGACAACAGUGACAGCAGUGACAACAGUGACAGCAAUGACAACAGUGACAACAGUGACAACAGUGACAACAGUGACAACAGUGACAGCAGUGACAACAGUGACAGCAAACAACAGUGACAGCAGUGACAACCGUGACAGCAGUGACAACAGUGACAGCAGUGACAGCAGUGACAACAGUGAUAGCAGUGACAGCAGUGACAAAAGUGACAGCAAAGACAACAGUGACAGCAGUGACAACAGUGACAGCAGUAACAGCAGUGACAACCGUGACAGCAGUGACAACAGUGACAGCAGUGACAACAGUGAUAGCAGUGACAGCAGUGACAAAAGUGACAGCAAAGACAACAGUGACAACAGUGACAGCAGUGACAACACUGACAGCAGUGACAGCAGUGA
Molecule: messenger RNA, 14524 nt
Organism: Porites lobata
Lineage: Eukaryota; Metazoa; Cnidaria; Anthozoa; Scleractinia; Poritidae
Source: the annotation of a GenBank genome assembly